Molecule: messenger RNA, 1502 nt
Organism: Danio aesculapii
Lineage: Eukaryota; Metazoa; Chordata; Actinopteri; Cypriniformes; Danionidae
Exons: 7
Coding region: 1-933 (310 amino acids)
Molecular function (GO): protein binding
Source: RefSeq, a predicted model, not a curated record
AUGACGCAUAGUGCAAGCUCUGUAUUUGGUCGGCUUGAUGAGAUCUCCCCUGAGCAGCAGAUUGGAGAAUUGCCUGGCUCAGAGACGAGACUAAUGGAGCUUCACUUAUGUAAAAAGGGCACACAGAAAGAUGGUCCUGGUUCUCCAGAUAACAUUAUUUGCACUGCUGAUGAUGUUCAGAGCAAGAAUCUGCAAAACAACAAUGAGAAGAUCCGAGAGCUAAACCAGCAGGUAGCUUCCCUUCAAAACGUCAUCAUACAGGUUCAGGAGCUUUACCAUGGUCUGGUGGCCUUCUGUUCAGAGUUGAAGAAGAUGGAGGAGGAGGAGGAGGUGGAUGCAGUGCAAACGGACCGUGUGGAUGUAAAGAGACGUCUCUCUGAGGCUCAGGACAGUCUGAAGAGGAAGAGACAGAGCCUUCAAAUGCUCAGGGACAGUUUCAACACUGCACCAGCACAGAAGAAUAAGCCAUUAGAGGUUCGAAUUCUGGAAAAAAUGAGGCUGAAUUGCCAGGUGUUUAAAGAUGAGAUCACACUGGUCCACCUCAAUCGGCAGGUCUCUCACCUGCGUGAAGUACUGGAGAAGACCCAGGCAAAGGAGAAAGCCGAGAGGAAGAGUCCUUCUCUGUCUCAGCUGGUCUCUCUGCAGUCUCCUGUCAUGCUUGUGGCCACCCAGGAGAAAGCAGACUCAGACGGUCAUUACGCUUUCUCUGCUCGCUGGGAUGAGGGCCAGGGCCUGAUGGUGGUACAAACCGAGGGGACUAGUCUCUGUCUGAAUGACAGGCUGGUGGAGGUGAAUGGAGUGAGUGUUUUGGGGAGCAGUCAGGAUGAGCUGGAGACCCUGCUGAACACACACACUGCCCACAUCAUUGUUCUACGCAAGCUGACAGAAGAAAAGCCUUCUGUGCCACCUCUGACAGACAUCAGCUCUAAGUGAUCACCAGUACAUAUAAUGUAAAGCAACUUAACACUUGAAAUUAUGUUGACUUUCAUUCCUGUCUUUCUGUAAACACAUCUUACACACUCAUAUCCUGACAUAUUAUAUCACUUAAUUUAAUGAGAGGAAAAGUGACUUAUAGGGUCACUCUACAUUAUAAUCUUAGGGUCAUUGUUGGGCAAUUACAUUUUUUGGGGGUGGGUAUGACCUCAUGUUUUCGAGUUGAUACAGAUGUACAAGCCAUAGUCUCCAUUAAUGGGUGGAUCAGUCAAAAGCUGCUCAUAAAAAUGGCAAUUGCAAUGGAAAAAGAGCAUUUUGAGUUCUAAAUUGCAUUCAACCAUGAAGGUCAAGAUAGCAAAAUAAAUCACUGUCAAAACGUUCACGUGCUACGUUGUUUGAGAAGGCAGCUGUGGUGAAAAAGAAGGCAAGGAAACUUCCUGUAAGACUGACAUUAAUGAGAAUACAGAUAUCAAAGCUGAACUCUUUUCGAACGGGUAUAUUUAUUUCCAUGACACAUCUCAAGGAUUCAUCUGAAGAGCAACACAUAAAAUAUCAAUGACUUUCUUGUU